AAGAUAAUGAAGUCAAUGAUAACGUUAUUGUCACGUACAAGCAUAUACCGCCCCCAAAUUUGCAAGUCCUUACUACAAGGGCCGCCAAACGACGCAAAACACUCGGUUACAAUGAAGCGGUUUGGGUCUCCUCCGACGCUGCACUUGCCACCGAUCAAAUAAAGAAGGAGCGACUGAUGUUGGCGGAGCUCGGUCAUUGGACCCCGCUGUGGUAUUCUUCAAAUGGCCACGAUUACGCGUGUUUAUCAUCGUCGGCAACGGCAAAUGAGUUGACAAAGGAGAACGAACCGACGCUUGGAACUUGGUUUCGCCCUACCCUAGGGAUGCCUUCGACAGCACCAAGUAGUGGCGCAAACGCUGAACUUGACGGAAUGAUCAUAAUCGACCAAUUAACGCUGACAAGCCAAGCCAAGCAGUUGCUUUCAAAAGGCGAAUUUAGCGAACUCACAUCUGCGCAAGUGUCAACUUUGAACAAGGAUUGGCAGUUGUAUCCACAACUGCGAUUCUACGCAUCUCAACUCUUUGCUGGUGCUAUUAUGAUCGAUAACGGCCGAGCAAUUCUCAUUAACACAGUCGAGCCUUAUUCGCGUGACUCAUCAUUGGAUGCUCAUUUUGAGCGUCGGUUACCCGGGAUGCCUUCGUCCUACCCAGACGCACGAGGAAAGUACGGACACUUCACGACUGUGCUUAUGCAAAGCGAUGGCGUAAAGAAGCUAGUAGUUGGUACACGUACCUGCAACCUACUAGUUACCUCGAGCAUUCGUCUUGAUAUUGCCUCUGUCAACAUCGGCCCCGGCACAUCUCACUUCAAGCCCUCAGAAAAUACACGCGUAUUCCUCGACGCUGAGUCCGUCGAACUGGCCAACGAAAACAUGAUGAAUGAGCGCACGAUACAAGCGCAGGAUAUGUUGUCCAUGUUUCAACUGAAGCAAGUGCGCUCCAAGUUUGAUUCUCUAUCAACGUACACAAUGUGCCGCGCAUCCUCCCGCUUGUCUUCACCCCUGGAACUCCAGCCCGCCACCAUCUGGACCUUGUGUGAGGACGAUUCGGCGCAAACAAAAAAGUCACAAGAGAAAAUCGCAUCGUCAUUCUUCCAGUUGAUCGCUCAAAAAGUGAUCGUUAGAGGCCACAACGCAAGCCUGGAACUACAAGAGGCCGAGGCAAUUUUCGCUCAGGCUAAAGACACUGCUAUCGGACGCACAUUGUCACAUAUCAAGCAACUCUUCGUCCAGGAGCCAUCCAUUACAAUCAUCGGGAAUGCCAAUCUGAACAGCUUACUGUUCAAUCUAGCGAGCACCAUGACCUCGGCUCUUCGAGCAGCAAACAAAAGCAAAAUGGAACAAAUGAAGGCGAGAGCUUACGUUUAAGAACAAUGACAUUCACACUCAUUUACGCUCACUUACAUUCACUUACACUCAAACUUGCUCACACACAUUCGCAUUCACACUCACACUCACACUCACAUUCGCUUUUAUAUAUCAUCAUCAUCGUCAUCUCAUCAUUUGUCAAAGAUUUCAGUGCGCAUAAACAGGCUCGUAUAUGGAUCCAUUUAUAUGAACCGGGCCAGACAAUAAAGUUUGAUAAAUCAGAUGCCAUAUGCAUUUUGACUGGAACCGCAUUUGUUCGAAAUUUCAAAUGUAUCUAUAUGAAAUAUAGGCUAAUUCAAUAGCCUGUUUUUUUGUUGGCGGAGUCGUG
This is a messenger RNA of Radiomyces spectabilis, 1695 nucleotides long. RefSeq lists its product as uncharacterized. Lineage: Eukaryota; Fungi; Mucoromycota; Mucoromycetes; Mucorales; Radiomycetaceae. The transcript is spliced from 3 exons. Bases 177 to 1367 code for a protein of 396 amino acids. The record is from RefSeq and is a predicted model, not a curated record.